AUGGAUUUGGAGAGAAUAAAGCAAAAUCUCCGACUACGUUCUGGCCGAUCAAAGAAGACUCACAAGCAACCCGUUGUCCGAUCGAACGCCAUCCCUCAUGUUGAUGAAGUGAAUCAGAAGAACAACUCCAAUGGUGGGGCUCGCAAGUCUAGCGGACCAGCGAGGCACCCUGCAGCUGGUGUCGACCAGCAAUCGAUCCCAGGUACUAGCAAAAAUUCCGAGACACCUCAAUCUACCUCUAGUGGCGCGGCGAAUGUGGCAAAACAUCGACCGCCUCUCAUGCAUGCCUCGACAUCGUCAAACCUGAAACCAUUGGUAGAAGCCCAGCCACAGCGUUUUGGAAAGUCCGGAAUGGAACGUCCUCGCCAAGGUCCUGUCAAUGAGCCAGCGAUCACACGCACCAUGUCUGAGAAUGACACUGGAACCGGACUGCUGGACGAGGAUUCCUCGUCUACCUUGGAUUUCGACCUACGGGCUCCUCCCCCGCGCCCAAAGCCACCUUCAAUCGAGACGCUUUCGGAGUCUCUGUUCUCAACGGGUCAUCUCAAUACCCUCUUACGCGACGCCCAUCAUCUGGCACGGUUUACGUCGUUUCUGACGAAAUACCGGCCACAGUACCAUCCGGUUCUUCUCCGCUACUUGGAAACUCAAAAGGCCAUAAAGGCUGUCGAGUAUGCGAACGCUGUUGCCGAAGGUGUCCCUCUGUCUUCGGACAAUGAUAUAGAAGGCUCAUCGAUUCCUCGGGCUUAUGUCGCGGCAACGCUGGACAAAGUAUUUGAGGAGGCGAGCACUGCUGCCUUUCGACUUAUGCUAGAUUCUGCCCUCCCAAUGUACAUCACCUACAACCUAGUGAAGGUGGUAUCGGAAUGCCUCGUCAAUGAGAUUACAGGAAGACAGACGCCUCUGAUGCGGGAUCUGGUCGGAGGCUUGUCCGAAGUCUUUUGCCUUUCUGACCCCAAGCAGGAGGACAAUCCAAUCAUCUAUGCCAGCGAAGAGUUCUAUCGGUACACGGGCUACGGUCCGGAUGAUGUCAUUGGGCGCAACUGUCGCUUUCUCCAAGGGUCAAAGACCAAAAGAGAGUCCGUGGCACGACUGCGGGAAACCAUUGGCAAAGGCGAAGACCUUUGCGAGACGCUAUUGAACUAUCGGAGAGAUGGCAGGCCGUUUAUAAAUUUACUGAUGAUUGCCCCACUUCACGACGAUAAAGGGAACGUGAAAUAUCACAUUGGCGCUCAGGUCGACGUCACAGGUCUGGUCGCGCGCGGGAAGGGGCUCGAUGGGUUCGAGCAAUACAUGUUCAGUAGCGAGAUGAAGCGACGUGAAAGAGAGGCUCGCGGCAAAAACCGAGAAACAGACGAGGAUGUCCGAAAACCCAGGGCUCUGGCCAAGUUGAGAGAACUGAGUGAGAUGUUCGAUCUAGAGGAGUCGGCGGUGGUACGCUCCCACAGUCGAUCAGCGUCAGCGUCAGGGGAUGAAGACGAACGCAGUAUCGGCAGCAGCCGUAGAGGUGGACGGAGGGUUCUUGCCGACUCCGAUCUUUCCUCCGACAACGACGACGAAGAUGUUGCCGACAACGCAGACAAGACAUGGAAGCUCGGACAGUCGGGACGAUCAGGCUUGUCAGGGAGGCUGCCAGGCGUCUACGAAAGCUAUCUGCUGGUCAGGCCAGCACCUUCACUUCGUAUAAUCUUUGUCUCGCCCAAGCUUCGCGGCAGGCUGGGUAAUGUCAUCCAGCAUCCCAUUCUCUCGCACCUAGCUGCUUCCGCCAACACGCUAAGCGGCCUAAAGGAGAGCUUCGGAAAUGGGGUGCCUGUGUCUGCGAAAGUCAAUUUCCUGCUAGAAGCCGGCAGUCGACGAGAUGGGACGGCAACGCGGGUCGGGACCAGACUGGAAGACGCAGGGCAUGGACGAGUUUGCUGGAUUUCCGCGACACCGUUGCUCGGCAGUGACGACAAGAUCGGUGUAUGGAUCAUCGUGGUCGUCGAGAAGACAAAAGUACCGACGAAGCCACAAAAGGAGAUCCUGACGAGGUCAGAGGCAAACCAAUUGCCACAGCAAUCCGAAUCGAAUCAUGCGCGAAUGGAUCCGAAAGGCGCGAAGCCAUCACUUCAGCAACAAGGCUCCCGCGCCUCGAGCAGUCCACCAAAGCAAAAUCGCGAAAACCACAACCCUCCCAUCAAGCCGAAAAGACUCCAAGACACGCCAGGACCUGCUCAUGAUUCGCGACCACCGUCCGCUCACCCUGAACAGGCACAACGAGAGGAACGAACAGAGGACUCGAAAAAUCACAAUCCCUCGCAAGUCUCGGCUGAGUACGAAACACUCGUCUUGCAAGAAGGUGGAGAAGAAACCAGUGUUGCCCUUCCCAAUUCCACCAACAACAGCCAGACCGGAGUUCAAAAUGACACCGAUGUCGAUAUACCCACGACCGGGACAAUACCACCAGCCCCAGACAGGUCAAGCGGCCCUGAUAUCGACGAGGGCAACGACGAUGAUAAAGAAGAGUCUUCAGACACAGCUGUCGUCAUCAACCGUGAGCAGUCAACCCCAGAUGAAACCUCCCAAAAAGGUAGGAUCAAGCUCCAAUCACCGGACGAUGAUGAUCUCGAUCAGAGUUCCAACACUCCUCACAGCCCCACAAACCACGAAGAUAUUGGAACCAACCACAUGCUCGAGGAAUCCUCUGAGGGUACUGCUUCUCCACCACGGCCUGGAGCGGGCAGCAAGGAUACAGGUGCAAGACGAAGCCAAAGUUACAUGGACUAUCUUCGUCAUCCCGGCAGCAGACCUUCGGGCGAAUAUAAUCGCGCGGUGUCUGGAAGCUUUCUCUCAGCUAGGUAUGACUCGAAGGGCGAAGACCAAGGUGAUGGAGACGAUUUCAAUGGUCUCGAGUGCAUAAGAUCGCCCUACAGCGUUGAUUAA
Molecule: messenger RNA, 2922 nt
Organism: Cladophialophora carrionii CBS 160.54
Lineage: Eukaryota; Fungi; Ascomycota; Eurotiomycetes; Chaetothyriales; Herpotrichiellaceae
Exons: 1
Coding region: 1-2922 (973 amino acids)
Cellular component (GO): nucleus
Source: RefSeq, a predicted model, not a curated record